AUGACGAAAGUCGGAUCCUGCAGCUCUGAGCGCGCAUGCGCUGACCUUUGGCGAGACUUGAGCUCAGACCCUCUUGCUGUAGACAGUCCUGCUGUUGACAGUGUUUUCGGGGAAGCUUCGAUGCCUGCCCCUGUCGACGGGGAUUCAACGCCUUUCCUUACUCAGCCAUCAAAGCACGAUUUCAGUAGAACGUCAUUUAGUGGACCCGGUGACCACGAGACAGCCGUCGAAGUAACAGGAAUGGACGCGCCUUUCAGCAAUCGCCGAAUCUCGCCUCUUCGCUCCCUCCCACGUGGGCAAAAGCGACUUGAACCGAAGCAAGCUCGCGCCGGCCUGGACUUCCAGAAACUAGAAGCGCUCGAGGAAAGGAAGCUGAAGAGGUUGAGAGUCUCGGGGUUCCAACAACUCGACGGCGGUUCCCAAGUUCUUCUGCUGGCGGUGCGCAGCCGGGCUGUGCACAGUGGGCAAAAGUCAGCGCUCCUUGGAGACUUGCAAACGAAAGCCAAGAGGCGGAAGGCAAGAGGGCUCCAUGUCCGAGUUCGCGUUCCAUCUUGCCGUUCGUCGCCGUCGCCGCGCGAGUCUCAAAUCCGAGAGUCGUCCUAUUCGAGCUCGCCGUCAUCCUCUCCGCUCUCUGCUGUCUCCCUCGCCUCUUCCUCCUCUUCGCCCUCCUCUUCGUCCUCCUCACUAUCCUCAUUUUCGCCGUCUUCCUGGUUUUCGCCUUCUCACUGCUUCUUGAGACGCUCUCGACAGCGAGAUCACAGCGAAGAUCACCGUGAAAAAGAGGGACUUGCUGCCUCAAGGCAGCCGAGGCAUCCCGCUUGCCGAGCGCGCGCACAGCGCGAGCCUGCCUCCGGCGCCGGCGCGUCUGCCGCCCCCGAUCCCCUCGGAGCGAAGCUUGAAUACUUCCCUCUCGUGGCGUCUUCGUCUCCUUUGCCUUCGCUUCCGCCGGAAUCGACCUUGAAGCCCGGAGCCUUCCGCGAGCAGGCGCCAGAAGGAGACUCCGGAGAAUCGCCCCUCUGGCGCUCCAGGCCGGUAACACGCGAUUCCGCGCGGCCCUCUCACACAGCGGACGAGACGAAAUAUGCGGAAAGGAAUCCAAUGGGUCGGCGCACAUCGCCACGAUGCUCGUCAAAUGAAGAGGGCUGGAGUCUCUGCGGACGUGCCUCGGACCCUCGAGGUGAUGAGCAGACUACCCUCGCGGGCUCUCGCAGUUCUUCAGGCGCUUCUUUGUCGUUCCGCCACGGCCAGGCGCACAGCGCAGACAGCGGGAAACCUCGGCAGAAGGCAUCAAAAGAGAGUCCCUCCGCUGUCUACUCUUCUGCGUCGACUCCUGCCUCUCCCUCGCUCUCUCUGAAGGAUGCACGCGAAGACUGUCGUGCCUCUGAGGAAGGCCGCGAGCGGGUCGAUGACCCCUGCGGAAGGCCUUUUGCUGACUCAACUCCCCAGCAUCCUCGCUGCCACGAUACUUCGACAGGAGGAGGCCGUUCUCGCGUUGCCGCCUCCGCGCGUCACCACCCUUCCGUUUGCGCCUCGUCGCCGUUGUCUCCUCGCACGUCCUCCGCCGGCUCUUUGACUCUUCAAGCAUCGUGUGGCUCUGAGAACGAGUUCGAGGCAGGCGGCGCGGAGCGUCUUCAUUCGCGUAGUGAGCAGCGGGGAAGGGCAAAGACGUACAGCCAGAGUGAAGAGACUCGACUGCGAGGGCAGGAGGCAGAAGGAAGCCAGGAGGACGCACGCGCGGAACGCGAUGAAGACGCUCUGCUUUUGAGUUUUCUCUUCAUUGACGCGCCUUCGCCUUCUCGCCCUUCGCGUCUCCGCUCGCCUACAGGGGGUGGGCGAGGCGCCGGCUUGUCCGCCCGGCUUUCUUGUCUGAGUCGCAGUCCAAAAUGCGAACACGGCGUCACGCUACCUGAAAGCCAACGGCAGCAUAAAACCCCUCCGCAGCCGGAGGCGGCUGGCCUCUACGGCGCGAGUGCGUUCUCGGCUUCAGACGAGGUUUUGCGUCGCGAUUGUUCGAUGGGAAAGCUGAGCGAAGAAGAAAUAAAGACGCCGUUGUCUCUUCAGUCGGUGGAGGCGGCUGUCGCGCUGCGUACGCACAAGGAAGGGCGCGCGGCGGCGGAGACACACAUCCCUCCGCGUGAGCUUUGCAAAGGAGAAAAUCAGUGGAUUACCGAACAGUGUACAGACGCCAGCGACAAGCGGCCACGUGACCUGUCCUCCACGCAGACUGAGCAGCAAGGUGGCUCAACAGACAGUUUUUUUGCUUCUGCCGCCGAAAGCGAGACUUCUUCUUCCUCCUUCUACGCCUGUGUGUAUCCACUGCCCUACUCUGCGAUGUCGUCCGCCUCUCCGCUCUCACCAGUAUCAUCCGAUGCCUCGCUUACGCACGCCCUCCCUUCUGUCUCGUCCCUCUCCCUCCUCCCGUUUGCCCUUCCCAGCGCUGUAGAGUUCCUGCAUUCUCACCGCGACCUCCACAGCGCUCGGCGACGUCGCCGAAGGGAGGAAGAAGCUUCCUCUGCGCGUUCGCCUCCCAGCCGCCUCCCGCAGAAUCCUCAGCGCGACACCAAGAGGGCAAGAGGCGACUUGGCGUGUUCAUCGUCUUCCUCGUCUGCGUCUCGCGCCUCGGCGUCUACCGCCUCAUCCGCUUCGCUCGCUGCCUCAUCUCCGCCCUCGUCGGCCUCCUCGGCUGACUCGGCUGCCCCCUCCGCGCAGGCCUUUGCCCCUAGCGCCAACUCGCCUCAGCCUCCGGAAGCUGCCUCAGCGGGACGAGGCUCCGCUGCGCCGAGCGCCGCAGCCGCCAGGAAGCAUCCGCGGAGAGCCACUGAAGCAGCGCGGCGCGAGGCGCACACAGCGAGUCGAGGCGGCGGCGGAGACGCUGGGGAGCCAUUCCGCCAGUCGCCCGCGACACGACCUCAAGUGUGGAAAGGACUGGGGUGGCUCAACGCGGCAGCGCGCAGCGACGCGACCUUCCCCGCGUCCUCCCCCUCCGUCGCCGCCCACGCGGCUCCCUCUUGGGCCUUUCAGUCGUCCCCCGGGGCCGCGUCAAGCGCCCCGCGGUCAGGGAGGGCGUCGCUUUGUCGCGUCGCUUCCUCGGCCGGGGGAGACGACGACCUUGAAGGCGCGCACGCUGCUGCAGACUUCCAGGUGCAGCGCACGGCCUCUCUCUCGCUCUGCGGACAGGAGAGGCUGCGCGCCGUUUCCUCUUCUAGCCGAUCGUCCGCCGCGCUGGCGUGCGCGGUUCCGGAGGCUCCCUCGGGGUCUGCGUCUGCUUUCUUUGCCGCUUCGGCAGCUGCGCCCGUGCCGGCGUCUGCAUCGGGGGAUGCUUCGCCGCCUCCAGCUCAGGGCCGCAUGGCGCGCCCGCCUUCUCCAGCACCACGCUCGUCGUGCGGUAGACAAGGCGGCGACGCAUCGCAGCAAGCCCCCGUUCCCGACUCCACUCUUUCUUUCCACGUCUCUCCUCCGCCUGGCGCCUGCGUGCUGGUCCCUGCUGUCGCGGCGCCCUCGUCGAUCUACUCGCCAGCUCUUCCGUCUCAUGCUCAACUCGAGUCCGCCGCGACGCCUGCGGCCCCCGCCUCGCAGCAGCCCAUUCUCGCAGGCUCUCCUGUCCGCUCUGGCGUCGCCUCGCGUGCGCAGGCGUCCAGCCUCAACCCGUGCAUCGAAGGCCUUCGCCAGCAUGACGCGUCGCGCCCGUUCGCGCCUUGGAGUCACCCGGCCGCCUCUGCGUUCUUCUGUGCGUCGCCGCCGCCCUCGCCGGCGCCCGAGGCCCCUCGCGCCCGCGACCGCGACUGGCAGUCUACCCUUUGCUCGACCUACACGGCCCUCCGGCUGCUGUCGCCGCGCACGCUCCGCUCGCUGCUGCACUGCCUCGUCUCCCCCGCGGGCCCAGGCUCUCACGCGCCCGCGGACGGCGACCGGCUGCGCGGUGAAGCGAAUCAACAAAUGGAUUCACAAUCGCAGCGCGCCGCUGAGGGAGCCGCGCGGAACGGCGCGAAGCCAACCGCACACGCGGCGCGGGAGCCACCGGCGGACGCGUGGCCCGUAAGAGGCAUCGCGGCCUUCGGAUCGAGCGCAGAGGCGCCCGGCGCGAGCGGGGGGGAGGCCGCUGCAGCGAGCGCGGGUCGCAAGGAGGAGAGGGAACGCGAAAAGGCAAGUCAGAAGGGCGCAGCUGGGCUGACGCAAUGUACGGCUCUCGGCAAGGCCGCCUUCCUCUCUCCAGGCGCAGGACGCCGACUCGACUGCGUCGUAGGCACGCGUUCGCAGCCCAGCGAAGGAACCCGAGUGUGCUUCUCGUCUCGCUUCUCGUCACUAUCUCCUUCCCUCUCUGGGUCGCUCCACGGGCUCGCCUCCGCCUCGCCCCUCCUCGCCAGAGAACGCUCUUCUUCCGCUCCAGUCGCUUCGCCAUUGACGAGCUUUGCCUUCUCCGCAGGCGCUGCCUCGGAGCUGUCCUCUUCUUCUUCUGGCGGCUCUCUCCCCUCGACGCCCAGUCCCCCUGACGGCCGAGUAUGCGCUCUGCGGUGCCCGUCCGCCGCGGAAAAAGGAAAUGCAGUGGAAAAGGGACUCGCAGCUCCGCCCGAUGCCCCCGGGGCCUGCGCGGGCCUCCAGACGCCUCAUCUUGGGCUUCCGCCGGCCCACCUCGAUGGAGACAGACGAGUCGGUUUUCCCUUCUCUUCCUCCCCGAUGCGACCCGAUGCCGCUGCGAUGCCUUGCCGCGCGGACGAUGAACGCGCCUGCGAGAUGAAGCUCGAAGCCUUCUCGUCGGAAGGGUCGAAGAGGAAUCUGGAGUUCUCUGCAGACGAGGGCGACUUCAGCGCUGGCGAGAGGCAGCCUCAUCAACGCAGCGGCAGCGCGCAACGAGACGAGAAAGCUGCAGUGGCGGGGAAGGCUGAGAGAGAGCGCGUAGGGAGAUCGGGAGCAGGCGAAUGCGCGAACGACGCGAGAGAGGGCGGCGCAGCGUGCGUUAACGCAGAGGUGCCUGAGAGAGAGCGAGGGGGGGCGCUGCUGCUGCGGAGCGAAGACGAAUCACAAGCAGAAGCAGUCACGGGCAAGCAGCGACAGCACGGCAACGAUAGCGGAGACAGUCCAGGAGGCGAGAGGGAAAAAGGUGAAAUGCAGAGCCUGGGGACUGGUGGAAAAGCGGACAGGGAUCCAGGGGCUCGUGGCGAGGACGGGCUGGGGGCCUCGACAAGGAGGCACGAAGAGAACCGCCAAGAGGCCGGCGCGGGACCGAUGUCCAUCGCGGUCAAGCGAGACACAGGCAAAGGUGCAGGCGGAGACGAAAAGACGAUUCUUCAAAACUGUCAGCCCCUUCUCCUCUUUCUUCUUCAGCAGGCUCAAAAGGAAAUGCGUGCGCAGCGAGACCGGCACCGCCAUCCUGUCUCGAACGCUGAACUCUCCGCAAAAAGCCAGAGGAGCCAAUACUGCCUCUCAGGCACUACCGAGAUAGCAGCCCCAGCUGCCGCGUCUCUCUUGCCUUCUCUUUCUCCCGAUGUCGCCUCUUCGAUUUCCUCCUCUUUGGCCCCCUCCCUGUCAGCUUCGCUCCUUCCUCUGCCCUCGUCAGCGCCUUCCAGGCUCCUGGACUCGCCUCCCGGCGCUGCCAUCCCUCCCCCCGCAACCAGCUCUGUGCAGGCUUCGGCCGUUCACCUUCUUUCUCCCUCCGGCGCGCCUGCGGCUCCGCCGUGCCCGGUGCUUUCGUCUUAUAUUCGGGGGCCAGGCGAACUGGAAGCGAGCGGCACAGCCCUGGCCUCGCGUCGUCGUCUGGCGCUCCUCUCAGACCAGAGGCGCCCCUGUUGGAGUCUGGCGCCUGCUGCGGCUCCUGCGCCGUCUCUCUCUGCGGCGCUCGCACCCUCUGCACGUCUCGGCUCGCAGCCUGCGUCGCUGGCAUGCGCGCCUCCUCUCUCGUCGCUUGCCACUCUCUGCUCAGGCCUUCAGCCUCAGCUGCCAGUCCCCGCGGCUGUGCCGUCUCCUCUGUUGCCAUUCGCCUCUCCGGGGUAUCUGUGGGGGUCGCAUCGCCUGUUUCGGCCGCCUGGCGUGGGGUCGCCACUCCCGGUCCCCUCCGCCGCGGGGUUUGCGCCGUCCGCCUGCCAGCUGCCUUCGCAGGCCCUCUCGCCGUCUUGCCUGUCGGCGUUUGCGGCGUCUGCGGCGUAUCCUCCAGGCUCCCUCGAGUCGCCGCCGUCGCUGGCGUCGCUCGCCGCAGUGCCUCGCGCUUUCCCGGCUUACUCGGCGACCGCCGCCUCCGCCUUCACGUCCCUCGCCUCCACGUUUACGCCGUCGCUCGCAGGCCUUCCAGAGGCGUGCGCGCCGCACUUUCUGAACGCGCCGCUGGCGGGGACGCGGCGCCUGCAGGUCUGUGCGCAUCCGCGCAGCGGAGGCCGCAAGAGAGAUGUCUACAGAAGAAGCAAAGUCGAGCCUCCCGAGGCCGCUCCACAAACCGACGGGCUUGCUGGGCGAUCUGAUUCCGAGCCGCCGCGCGCUGUGUCUCCUUCUGCGCCUCUGGGAUCCGUCGCCUCCGCUUCCGCCUGCUCUCCCCCCCUGACGCAGCUGUCUCCCUCCUGUCACUUUCGCCCCUCGCCCUUGGGGGCUCCGGACGCCGCUGCCUUGCGAGUGCUUCCGGCCUCUUCCGUUUCCUCUUGUGAAGUGUCCUACCUCUCCUAUUCAAGUUUUUCGUCUGCCGAUGCCGCGGGGCAGUUCCGAGCGGCGUGGUCUCUUCUUCCGCCUCCGCCUGGCGCCUUGGCUGAAGCUUCCACUGCCUCUUCUGCCUCGCGUCCUUCACCCUCGUGUGUCGGCGCUCCUUCGCCGCCGCUCGGCGCGUCGCCCUCCUACGCGUCCCCGUCCUCUGCGCCUCUGCGCGGUUCGAUGGCCGCCUUCGCUGUGCCGCCGAUGCUUCAGACGCCUCUUGCAUCUGCGCCUGCGGCACUGCAGGCGUUUUCUGCGCCUCUUGCGCCCGUCUCUUUCUGUCUGCCUUCCCCAUCCCUGCAGAGUUCAGCGGGAGCUUCGCUUGCCUCUCGCGUGGCACCUCUGCCUGCUUCGCGUUCUUCCCAUCCAGCUGUGUCUCGCGGCUCUGCACCAAGUCCUCAAUCUCCGGCCUCGUCGCGAUUCACGUCGACAGCCCCGUCUUCAGCCUCCACUCCGGAGGCGUCUCCUUGUCUCUUUUCGUCCGCCUCGCCAUCCGUUCGAGGAGGCGCCGCGAACCCCGCCCUCAGGGGCGCCGUGCGCGACGCCUCUCCAGCCCUUCUCGAGCAGAGUGCGCUGAGAAAACGCGGAAGACGGCGAAAAGAGAGGCAGGCGCUGUCGCCCUCCGCAUGCGUACAGGCUGGCGACCAGGCCUGUCUUGCUGAAGGGGCGCUCACACAAGUCAAACUCGCGAAAACGGCCGAGGACGCAGGGGCGGGCGAGGAGGAUCUGGUCCCGGGCGCGGGCUCAGCUGCGCGUUCUCUGCUGAAAAGUGGAGAGGUUUCGCCGCAUCUCUUGCCUUCUUCACUCCACGCUCAAGGCGCGUCUGCAGGAGGCCGGCGCGACCCCGAAACGCAAACGACCUCCUCGUUCUCUGAGGCCUCCUCGCUGUUCGCGUUCGCCUUUUCUUCCCAGCUGUUUUCAUCUUCUCGGUCGCAGCUGCCUCGCGAGUCGCCCUCGGCUGUCGCCGGCGCUGAGCCGCUGAAAGCCCUCGCGCCUCACAAACCCGGCGCUGCGGCCUGCAGCCACGUGCCUCGAAUCGGCUUUCCCCCCCCGCCACCCCUUGUUCAUUCGAGCUAUUCUACUUCUCUUUCUGAGUCUGUAUCGGUGGCGCCUCGCGGCUCGUCUCAGGCUGCUGCUUCGUCCGCUGCCUCUUCUGCUGCGGUCGAUGCGCUCGCGCCUUCCGCCUGCGAGGCCGCGUCCCGCUUGCGACUUCUGCCGCCGUUCAUGGGCUCUCACGGCUCCAGUCUGUCUCCCGCGCUCUCCUUCUCCUCCGCGUCGUCCUCCUCGCCCUCGCUCGCGCCGUCGUCUCCUGCUUCGCUCGCGUCUUCGCAAGGCGACUUUGCCGCAGUCUCGCUGGCGCUCGAGACCUUAAUCAGCGACGCAACUCCGGAGACGCGCGCGCAGUCCGCCUCAGCUGUCGCGGCGUCUGAUGCAGCGCCAGCCUCAGCCGCGACCCUCUCAUGGGGCGCGCAGGCACCAGGCGCGUGCGGGGAUUUUCCCCUCUCUGCAGGCUGCUCAAACGGCGAGCGGCGCCAGCAGGCGCGGCAGGAGGCAGCACACGCGGCACAGGACGCACAGGCUGCUACCGCCUCCUCGACAGCGAGUUUUGAUUCGCUUUCGCGCGCCUCCUCCUCCGCCCGCCGGGCUAGGGCGGGCGUCGUCCGGGGGCUCUCGCCGCGUCUCGGGGCGGUCGCACCCCCGCGAGACGGAAGCAGCCCCUGGCGGUCGCUGGCUGCUGCUUCAGGAAGGCUCGCGGCGCCGGCGCCCCCCGCGGCAACUGGCAGCCGCGCUGCCGAGCGGCGCGCCGGAGCAGGGCGAGUCGACGGACGCGAGCCGCCGUGGGCUACCCAGCUGCGCGAAGGCAGCGGGGAGAGAGACACGGACGCAGGCGGCGUGCGGCGAAGGAGCGCGUGCGCGAGGAUGUGUCGAGACACGCGCCAGAGAGGCUGGGCGAAAAGGCGAGCAUGCAGAGGCUGCGUGGCGAGGGGGAGGUGCGCGGGGUGA
Messenger RNA from Besnoitia besnoiti, 8673 nucleotides. RefSeq lists its product as uncharacterized. The coding region runs from base 1 to 8673 and encodes 2890 amino acids. NCBI's taxonomy places the organism in Eukaryota, Apicomplexa, Conoidasida, Eucoccidiorida, Sarcocystidae. The record is from RefSeq and is a predicted model, not a curated record. The transcript has 2 exons.